CACAUAUACUGAUAUACACACAUAUAUACUUAUUUCCUGCUCUACUUUUGCUCUUACAUACCUCUCCUUCGCUACAAACCCAGCAAAGAUCGGCUUUUGGAUCGAUCUGAUCGCCCUUUCCUUCGUCCUGCUUCACGUUCCUGAAUUCUUCUUCUUGUUUCAUAUUCUGGGUUCACCCUUUGAUUGUUCCUCUCUUCGCGUGCUAGGGUUUUGAUUCUGUCAAAGAGUUCUCUUUUUUCUGGGUUUAAUUUUCUAUUCGACGAAAAACCUCUCUUCUUCCUCUCCGGCGAUGGUUUUAUCGGCGAAGCAAACCAUCGCGGCGAAGGUCGGAGUAUUCGAUCCGCUUUUUCGGCGUAACCCGUCAUGCCUUUUCCGGCGAUCUCCGGCCUCGCUGUCGUUUCCGGCGACGGAGCUACCGAAGCGAACAGCGUUGGCCGUGUCGAGGCCUCUGUACCUUUCGUCCCUCGUUCCGAGGAGGAAGAAGUCUCCGAUGAGAUGCGACGCGUACGAGGCGGACCGAUCGGAGCCUCAGCCGAUUGAUGCGGCGACGGCGAAAUCGGAGGCGGCGAAGCGCGUGAAGAUUGGGGUUUACUUCGCGACGUGGUGGGCUUUGAACGUCGUCUUCAACAUCUACAACAAGAAAGUCUUGAACGCUUACCCUUAUCCAUGGCUGACUUCCACACUGUCCCUUGCCGCCGGUUCGCUCAUCAUGCUCGUAUCCUGGGCUACCAGAAUCGCCGAGGCGCCGCAAACGGAUUUCGAGUUCUGGAAGACUCUUUUUCCGGUUGCUGUGGCUCACACAAUUGGGCAUGUAGCAGCAACUGUGAGUAUGUCAAAGGUUGCGGUUUCCUUCACUCACAUCAUCAAGAGUGGCGAGCCUGCGUUCAGUGUGUUGGUCUCAAGGUUCCUUUUGGGUGAAACCUUCCCCACCUCGGUCUACCUCUCCCUCAUUCCCAUCAUCGGUGGUUGCGCUCUCUCUGCCCUUACCGAGUUAAACUUCAACAUGACCGGUUUCAUGGGAGCCAUGAUUUCCAACUUGGCUUUCGUCUUCCGGAACAUAUUCUCGAAGAAGGGCAUGAAAGGAAAGUCUGUGAGCGGGAUGAACUACUAUGCUUGUCUCUCCAUCUUGUCUCUCUUGAUACUCACACCCUUUGCCAUUGCGGUCGAGGGGCCACAGAUGUGGGUUGAUGGGUGGCAGAAGGCUCUCUCUGAUAUUGGACCCCAAUUCGUCGCGUGGGUGGCUGCCCAGAGCGUGUUCUAUCAUCUCUACAACCAAGUGUCAUACAUGUCCCUGGACGAGAUCUCUCCCUUGACGUUUAGUGUCGGUAACACCAUGAAACGUAUCUCCGUCAUCGUCUCUUCCAUCAUUAUCUUCCACACUCCUGUCCAGCCCAUCAAUGCCCUCGGAGCCGCCAUUGCCAUCCUCGGAACCUUCUUGUACUCUCAGGCAAAGCAGUGAUCUGACGCUGCGGGAAAUUGUCGAGGUGUGAUUGAUGAUCAAGACCGGAAACAGUUCACUGUGCGUAUGUGUGUGUGUAUAUAUAUAUAUAUAUGAUCCCAAUAAUGAAAAGAUGAGGAUACGACGUUUGGAUUUGGUAGGCAGGGUUUUUUUUUUGGGGGGUUUUGGCUUUAUAUAUAAUUUCCAAGAGACGAAAGAGUGGGGAGAAAAUGUGUCCCCACUGAAAAUAAGACUCGUUUUUCAAUUUCGUAAUUCAAUCCUAUUAAUGCUUUUCCAUCCA
Molecule: messenger RNA, 1739 nt
Organism: Tarenaya hassleriana
Lineage: Eukaryota; Viridiplantae; Streptophyta; Magnoliopsida; Brassicales; Cleomaceae
Product: glucose-6-phosphate/phosphate translocator 1, chloroplastic-like
Exons: 5
Coding region: 290-1459 (389 amino acids)
Biological process (GO): transmembrane transport
Cellular component (GO): Golgi apparatus; membrane
Molecular function (GO): antiporter activity; phosphoglycerate transmembrane transporter activity; triose-phosphate transmembrane transporter activity
Source: RefSeq, a predicted model, not a curated record